This is a messenger RNA of Cryptotermes secundus, 2767 nucleotides long. RefSeq names its product anosmin-1 (gene Kal1). Gene Ontology annotation, cellular component: extracellular region; cell surface. NCBI's taxonomy places the organism in Eukaryota, Metazoa, Arthropoda, Insecta, Blattodea, Kalotermitidae. Bases 192 to 1640 code for a protein of 482 amino acids. The record is from RefSeq and is a predicted model, not a curated record. Gene Ontology annotation, biological process: neuron differentiation. The transcript is spliced from 7 exons. Gene Ontology annotation, molecular function: protein binding; peptidase inhibitor activity.
UAAAAGUUGUUUCACGGCCAGAGUGGCCUCACCUGUUCUAACCGCCACAAGAAAACUGCAAGACCCAACAUGCGGCAGGUUCUCUGAUUCAGUAGUGACGAGGCUAGCAUUCGCGCCGACUGGCUCCUUCUACUGACGAGUGGUGGUGAGUCAUUAGGCUCGCCAGCCCAAGCUCUGGCCUCCAGCCAGCAAUGACAAGGACAGCAGUGUUGAUCCUUUGGCUAGGCAUUGUUGUGGGACACAAGUACCAGCUAGAGCAAUAUGACUCCUUACGCGUCGCAAGAUGUACGGCCGCUUGUUGGACGGUUACGUCCUCGUCCAGAGAAGGGUGUAUAGACACUUGUCUGUCGGCAGACUAUGUCAAGCCCGGCUUCUGUCCAAACGGCUCGGCACUGUCCCUGUUCGACGCAGCAUGCAUUGAAGCUUGCCACAGCGAUCCAGAAUGCUCUAGCACUGACAAAUGCUGUUCUCAUAGUUGCGGAAUCACCUGUCAGCGUGCCCAAGGUCUUGACACCGUCCCAGGUCUCCCACCAAUCCCGACCAACCUCUCUGUAACGGAGCGACGGAGAGGCCGUACUGUGGUAGUGGAGUGGUCCGCAGAGCCCCAAGAACCGGCGGGAUAUGGCAGUCCGGUUCUGUUCCUGCUGGAAGAGAGGCAUCAUGUGGGACGCCACUUCACGACUGCUCGCCUCAGCAACUGGGUACCCAGACACCGGUCGUCGCGAACCAACGUCACCUUGAAGAACUCUCUCCGUCCAGGACACUGGUACCAGUUCCGCGUGGCAGCGAUCAGCGCAAACGGCACGCGAGGAUUUUCUGAACCGUCCGCUCCAUUCACGCUCUCAGUUGCUCCGAAGCCACCUGGCCCACCGCUGAAGCUAUCCGUCGGUUCGCUGGUGAGAGUGAACGGCACCUUGUGGGGAGAGCUCAGCUGGGAACCCCCUGUAUCGGACUUACCCAUUCAACGGUAUAAAGUGUUUUGGAGCCGUCAACUGCAAGGCGCAACCUCACCCCUCAUAUCUGUACUGGUGAAUCAUCAGACAGUACCACGGGACGUUACAAAAUUUGCUCUGAAACAUUUGGAGCCUGAGUCACUGUACUUCCUGCAGGUGCAAGCCCUUGCACAAUUCGGCCGUGAACGACUUAAAGGAGAGAAAGAAGCCAUCUUCCUCAACACUGCAGAUCAUAAGAAUGUCAGUGAAGUUAGCACUGGAUUUCAUGAUGGAAAUGGUAAGCGAAGCGCUCGUCGAGUAGAGGGGCUGAAGGUACAGAAAGUAUAUUGGAAUCGUGGCCAACUCCAGGCAAGGAUCAUAUGGACACCAAGACCCAUUAUGAAAGAGGACACAUCUCUGAGGUACACAGUUGCUUUGUGGUCUGGACAGUGCCAGAACUCUGAUGUUACCACAUUGCAACCACGCAGCCAGCUAGCUGCAACCACAGAGGUGACACAGUAUGACCUAUACAACCUGAGUUUCUGCUGCAAGUAUCGAGUGACAGUACAAGAAACAAGCCCAGGCGGAGGAAUUUUUCAUCAACAUGAAGCCACUCUUAUGUUCAUGACUCCGGCUUGCAAUGAACUGCAGGCCACUAGCCUUAGCCAGGACAGACCGGAUUGCUCACAGUUUGGCAGCUGUCUGUGAAAGCCUCAUUGUGACAUGAUUACAACACAACGUACUCGACGGGUGAAAUGUCAUUGAGAUAACACAUUUCUUAUGUUGAGAAAAUAAAUUAUUAAUUUCUAUUGUGGUCUUCUGGGUUAUGACAUCAUGUAGUCUGGAAGGUGGGUAGUCUGUAGACUAGUGAUUUCCACCCUAGGAGAGUCCAAGGGGGUUUGGAGGAGAGUGAAUUCAUGAUAAAAAAUAGUAUUUUAUUAGAGCUAUUAGAGUCUAAUAUUUAUCAUCAAUAUUGAUCGAUAAAUGAAGGGCAGGAUACAAAAAUUCUCAUUUUAAAACUUUUAAAAUGUACAGAGUUUUUCUGUGGUGCUAAUUAAGAGUUAGUUGUUGGUUAACAGUAAUAUAAACGUGAAUGCAAGGAGUUAACAUUUCAAUAAAAGGACCGUUGAGGGCAUAAAGGUUUGGUAAAAGUAAAAAAGGGGGAAUCAUGUCAAAACAUCUGGACCACUGCUGUGAUGGAGACAGUAUUUUCCCCUAUAACAUUUUUGGCCACCUACUAGACUACAAGGUGUUAUAAUCCAGAAGGCCAAAAUAUGAAUCUACAGUCAAACAAACAUAUACGAUACAUGCACAUGUAAUUUCUGUUCUGUAAAAUCAGAAGUAUUAUCAUAUGCUUCAUCAUUUUCAUGCUUCAUAAGUAAUUCUAAUUCACUAAUCCUAAAUUUGCUGAAUAAUUUAUCACCCAAACAGAACCGAGAUUGAAACUUUCAGCUAAGUAACUUACUCAGAACAUCUAAAAACAAAUGCAUCACAACAAAAAUUUUUACUAUAAGCAUUCAGUCACAUAAUUGUAUUAUUGUUUUUAUUAUAUUUCAGUAUUCGAUCUGAAGUCUUUAAUACCAUAAUUAUGUAUGUUCAGCAAUGACAAAAUACCUUAUGAUACAUACAAACAAUGAAACGGUUACAAACAAACACAUAUUAUGAACAUAAAAUUAAUGCUUACAUUCAUCACUAAUUGUAGGAGAAUGAGUAGUGGAUGCUAUGCAUGAUCUUGUUGGUUCAUAUUUUAAUUACUAGUGCAUAAAUUUGCGGCUCUGUGAUAAAAAUAUCAUUUUAAGAAAUGAACAGAAUAAAGAUGGUUUAUUUGAAUCAGA